This is a messenger RNA of Boleophthalmus pectinirostris (great blue-spotted mudskipper), 519 nucleotides long. Its product is annotated as gamma-crystallin M2-like. The record is from RefSeq and is a predicted model, not a curated record. Lineage: Eukaryota; Metazoa; Chordata; Actinopteri; Gobiiformes; Gobiidae. Gene Ontology annotation, biological process: visual perception; lens development in camera-type eye. The transcript has 3 exons. Gene Ontology annotation, molecular function: structural constituent of eye lens. The coding region runs from base 1 to 519 and encodes 172 amino acids.
AUGGGCAAGAUCACGUUUUACGAGGACAGGAACUUCCAGGGGCGUAACUAUGAGUGCAGCAGCGAGUGUUCAGACCUGCACUCUCACUUCAGCCGCUGUAACUCCAUCAGGGUCGACUCCGGAGCCUGGAUGGUUUACGAGCGCCCCAACUACAGCGGGUACCAGUACUACCUGCGCCGAGGGGAGUACCCCGACUACCAGAGGUGGAUGGGCUUCAACGACUGCGUGCGCUCCUGCAGAAUGAUCCCCAGCCACCAGGGCUCUCACCGGAUGCAGAUCUACGAGCGUCCUGAGUUCGGGGGGCAGAUGAUGGAGCUGACGGACGACUGCCCCUCCCUCUACGACCGCUUCCACUUCAACGACAUCCACUCGUGCACCGUGAACGAGGGCCACUGGAUCUUCUACGAGCAGCCGCACUACAGGGGGCGCCAGUACCUCAUGGGCCCGGGCCAGUACCGCCGCUUCAACGAGUGGGGAGGCGUCAGUCCCAGGGUCGGGUCCAUACGCAGGAUCAUGUGA